ACGAGCGAACUCUGCUGAGUUCUCUAACAUUUUUGAUAAUUAGCACCUACUAGCCACUGCUGAAUUUUCCAAGAUGCAAUGCAUGUUGUCAUUGUUACUGGCAAUAUGUGCGCUUGCUACUGUUCUGGCACAAGACAAGAGACACCUAGGAGCUGACUCUGACUCUGAAGAGUCUAGAGAGCAGAACACACCUGACACAACUACUGCCAAACCAGAGAGCAAAAUAAUCUCUAUAAAUAACUCGACGGACCUAGAGACUCAGAUCGCUGGGGCUGGCGACAAAUUGGUGAUCAUCUAUUUCAUGGUUACUUGGUGCCCGCACUGCAAAAAAAUUAAUUCCACUGUCGAAGACAUAGCAGCUAAGACACACAACCUGAUCGUUCUGAUGGUUGACAGAGAUAACCUUGUUAACGAUGAUGAUGUUUGGAUGUACGGGCUGAGUAACCUGCCUACUGUGCCAAGGUUCAUAUUUGUAAUGAAUGGGACGAAAAUCGAUGAAGUACAUGGCGGUGGCUCUGAUGUGUGGCUACCUAUCUAUAUAUCGAUCUAUCUAUAAUUGCCAUUAAAAUAUAA
Cydia strobilella is the source of this 573-nucleotide messenger RNA. RefSeq names its product thioredoxin-like. NCBI's taxonomy places the organism in Eukaryota, Metazoa, Arthropoda, Insecta, Lepidoptera, Tortricidae. The coding region runs from base 74 to 556 and encodes 160 amino acids. The record is from RefSeq and is a predicted model, not a curated record. The transcript is spliced from 4 exons.